This is a messenger RNA of Sporisorium graminicola, 1056 nucleotides long. RefSeq lists its product as uncharacterized. The record is from RefSeq and is a predicted model, not a curated record. Gene Ontology annotation, biological process: ergosterol biosynthetic process. Gene Ontology annotation, molecular function: cytochrome-b5 reductase activity, acting on NAD(P)H. Bases 1 to 1056 code for a protein of 351 amino acids. The transcript has a single exon. NCBI's taxonomy places the organism in Eukaryota, Fungi, Basidiomycota, Ustilaginomycetes, Ustilaginales, Ustilaginaceae.
AUGUUCAUCCGACCCGUCCUCUCAUCCUCGCUCGGCCAGGCGGCUCGCUCGAGUCUUCGAUCCAAGGCGCCUGCUGUGCGUCAGUACGCUACCGAGGCUGGCAAGCCUUCUUCGGGCGGAUCCAACCUGCCUCUGGUGCUGGCUCUCGGUGGUGUGGCUGGUAUCGGCGCAUGGUAUGGACUCGGUGGCUUCGAUGACCCCAAGAAGGCCGCCAACAAGGUACAGGAGAAGGGCAAAGAGGCUGCUGACAAGGCCAAGGGCGCCGUCGAGGGCGGUGCACUGAACAAGGACCAGUUUGUCGAGUUCACUCUCAAGGAGAUCAAGCCGUACAAUCACGACUCGGCUACGCUCGUAUUCGAGUUGCCCGAAGGCAAGAAGCCCGGCAUGAGCGUCGCAUCUGCCGUCGUCGUCAAGGCCGUUGAUGGUGGUGUCAAGGACGAUGCGGGCAAGGACGUCAUCCGCCCCUACACGCCCAUCACGUCGCCCGACACCGAGGGACACAUGGACUUCCUGGUGAAAAAGUACCCCGGCGGCAAGAUGACCACCUACAUGCACUCGAUGAAGCCUGGCGACAAGCUCGGCAUCAAGGGCCCCAUUGCCAAAUUCCCCUACAAGGCAAACGAGUUUGAGUCGAUCGGCCUGAUCGCCGGCGGCUCCGGUAUCACGCCCAUGUACCAGGUGAUUCAGGACAUCGCCUCGAACCCUUCGGACAAGACCAAGGUCACGCUGAUCUACUCGAACAAGACCGAAGAGGACAUCCUGCUGCGCGAAGAGUUUGACAAGCUCGCCAAGUCGGACGACCGCUUCACCAUUGUCUACGGCCUCGACAAGCUGCCCAAGGGCUUCAACGGUUUUGAAGGUUACGUCACGCCCGAGCUGGUGACCAAGCACCUGCCCAAGCCUGAACUCGCCAGCAAGACCAAGAUCUUCGUUUGUGGCCCUCCCCCGCAAGUCGAAGCUAUUAGCGGCGGCAAAGGUCCCAAGGGCAGCCAGGGCGAGCUCAAGGGAGUGCUGGCCAAGCUCGGCUACGAGGCUGACCAAGUGUACAAGUUCUGA